Molecule: messenger RNA, 3386 nt
Organism: Liolophura sinensis
Lineage: Eukaryota; Metazoa; Mollusca; Polyplacophora; Chitonida; Chitonidae
Exons: 5
Coding region: 315-3386 (1023 amino acids)
Source: RefSeq, a predicted model, not a curated record
GGCUCUACCACAGAAAGUCUCUCUACAAAAAAAGAUGGCACUGUCAUGGAAGGGUCAUCAACGUUAACCGUUGGCACUACAACAGACAGUUACUCUACAAGCACAGAUGGCACUACCAUGGAAAGUUCCUCGACAGGCAAUUACGCUCUUAGCACUGAAGUCACUUCUCCAAUUAUAGUAGAGACUACCCCAGAGAGACUGAUGACCACUGCACAAGAUGUCACCACAAAGGCUUCCCCACAAGUACAACGGCACCCACUAUUUUCUCCUCAGUGGAAAAUGCAAGUAAUGGUACAAGUGCUAGUACACCUUUUAUGGUCACUCCCAGAGUCGACAUUACCAUCUCGACUACAGUUGCUAGCACUUCGUCUAGUGCAGAGAAUACCCCGUUGAGUACACAAGGUAGUUCGACUUCUUUUGCAAAAGUGAGCCCAGAGAUCACCACCGCCAAGUCAACAAGCGAUGGUAGUACAUUACAUAGCUCAGUGGCCACAACUGACAGUACCGUUUCAGACGCAAUUGGCACUGCAUCGGGCAGAACACAAAGAACUGCAGAUAAUUCAACGAUACAAAGUACCAAGCCAACUACAGAGGAGACUACAACCGUCAGCGCUGGUUCAAGUACAGAUGGCAUCACGGUUUCAAAUACCUACGAUCUUUCGAUGGAGAGUACAACAAGUGCGUCUUCAAUUAGAGAAGAUGGCAGCACGGCACAGUAUAUGUACACUCCUACGUCAGAAACCGCUUCAAGUGUAACUGAUACUUUGCUAAACACUAGUGCUGCCAACGCAGUUACAAGUACAAAGGGAAUUACAUUUAACAUGGACACUAGUGACACAGCUCCGACACUGGGAAGCUAUUCGACAAGCACUGUUCCAACUUCACAAUCAACGACGAUGAUCGGCAAAACGGAAACGAAAACCUCUACAGUUGCUAGUUUCAGUUCUACCAACGGCACCUUUGAAUCGACGACCUCAACCACGUAUGGUUUUAUUACCACGGGAACCGACGAAGUGGCAACUACACCGACUGAAAGCGUAACUUUCAGUAGUGCCACAAGCAAAAUGCCAACUCGUACUGAAACAGGAAAAACUGCCACAGGUGAAGUUGUAUCAUCUAGCAGUGGCACCAGCCAAGCGGCAACCAUAACAGCAGAAAGGAAAACCAGUGUAACAAUUUCGUCCACGAAAGAGCUGGCAUCCAGCACAGGCACCGUCAAAAGUAUGACAACAUCUUCUCAAUUUAUUCCAACCGGAAUGAGGACCACAACAGUUCACUCCCCUGUAGGGAGUUCCACGCUUAUUGGAGGCUUCUACACGACAGGGACUGAUACCACCCUCAGUGGCUCUUUCCUGACCGACAGUGGGACGACAUUUGUCCAAACCACCGAACUGACCAGCACUGUUCCAUCGUCAAGUUCUGUGACUGGUACACUCUCAACAAAGAGAAGCCCGGCCGAAGAAAGCAGUAGCACCAAUAGUGCUUCGAGCACGUUAUCUAUCGAUCAGGAGUCAAGCACAGUAUAUACCAAAACUGAUUAUUACACCUCGUCACCUAAAACUAUUGACACGUAUACUUUUUCAACUGAAGAAGCUUCGCCAGUUUCAUCGUCAGACCUGAGUAGCACCAUUUCGGGCUCCGUCGAUGACGUUUCGACCCCAUUCAGUGCAAGAACUGAUACCACUUUCACCAGUCAGGGAAGGGAUACAACAUCCAGUGUCUUCCUCAGCACAGUUUCUACGUCUCCAACAGUCAGCAUAGAUUUGACCGGUGAUACUACAACCGACACAGUUUCUUCAUCCACUUUCGUUAUGGAAAAGUCAUCUGAUGCUACGGCGGGAUACACACACUUGCCUGUAACGUCACCCUCGCAAGACACAGACAUCUUCGACGGCACUAUCCGAGCGGUAAACAGAACGUUUACGGAAGGCUUUCAAAAUCAAAGCAGCGUGGAAUUUAAACAGGUGGCAUCUGAAUUUUGUGAAAAGAUGGAUCAAAUUUACAAGAAAUCCUCACUGAAAGAUGAUUAUAUACGAUGUACAGUCAUAUCUAUAAGGAAUGGAAGUCUAAUUAUCGACUUUGAACUCGAGUUCCGUCAGCCACAAACAACAAUAGGACCGGUAGCUAGAGAGCAGCAGGUCAAAACUGUCAUUUUGAAUAACAUAAAAAAAGUAGAGACUACAAACUUUCUGGGAUCGUUCCAGUUGGAUCUUUCCGUUCAACCGAUCAGAAUUAUCCUCAAAACGACCACUACCACCACUGGGCAAACGGAGUAUAUGACACCCGAAAUCACCUCCAGCCCAUUGUCCACAAAAGUGUUUCAAACCAAAAUACCUGUUCAGUCCACAAAACUGAUGGACACCACCUACCUUGGUCGGUCCACAUCAGUUAUACAUACCACCACACCGGGAGAAUCUGCUACAGUGCUGGAAACAACAACACCUGGCCAGUCUACAACAGUAAUGGAUAACACCACACCUGGCCAGUCUACAACAGUAAUGGACACUAUCAAACAUGGUGAGUCUACAACAGUGAUUAAAACAAGCACGCCUGUCCAGUCAACAACAAGAAUGCUUACCAAUACACCUGGCCAGUCUUCAACAAUGAUGGAUUCCAGCACGCCAGAACAAUCUACUGCAUUUAUUGAUAUUACCACACCUGGCCUGUCUACAACAGUGAUGUAUCCAACUCCACCUGGUCAGUCUACCACAGUUAUGGAUAUCACCACACCUGGGCAGUCUACAACAGAAAUGGAUACCACCAAAUAUGGCAAGUCUACAACAGUGAUGAAAACAAGCACACCUGUCCAGUCGACAACAAGAAUGGAUACCAAUACAACUGGCCAGCCUACAACAGUGAUGGAUAUCACCACACCUGGACAAUCUACAGCAUUUGCUGAUACUACCACACCUAGCCAGUCUACAACAGUGAAGGACACCACCACACCUGACCAGUCUACAACAAUAAUGGAUGCCACCACACCUGGCCAGUCUACAACAGUAAUGGACACCACCACACCUAAUCAGUCUACAAUAUUAAUGGACACCACCACACCUGGUCAGUCUACAACAGUAAUAGACACCACCACACCUGGUCAGUCUACAAAAAUGAUGGACACCACCACACCUGGACAGUCUACAACAGUGAUGCAGACCACCACACCUGGCCAGUCUACAAAAGUGAUGGAGAUAACCACAAUUGGCCGGUUAACAACAGUGAUGGAUACCACCACAACUGGCCAGUCUACAACAGUGAUGGAUUCAAGCACACCUGGUCAGUUUACAACUCUAGUGGAUAAUGCCACACCUGGCCAGUCUACAACAGUGAUGGAUACCACCACUCCUGGCCAGUCUACAAGAGUAAUGGAUACCACUCUACAACAGUGA